Messenger RNA from Zophobas morio, 1905 nucleotides. Its product is annotated as zinc finger BED domain-containing protein 4-like. The transcript is spliced from 8 exons. Gene Ontology annotation, molecular function: DNA binding. The record is from RefSeq and is a predicted model, not a curated record. Lineage: Eukaryota; Metazoa; Arthropoda; Insecta; Coleoptera; Tenebrionidae. Bases 1 to 1905 code for a protein of 634 amino acids.
AUGGGGAAUGGAGACGAGAAAUUUAGCUUUUGCGCAGUAUUGCACAAAGAAACUCCAGUCAAUGAAGGAAUAGUGGCGUUACUGGCCCGUCCUAGAUAUGGAACUACUAUUAAUUGCCAAGUGAAUGUUUAUGGGGGUGCACAGAUUUGUUACAAUCACAGUCACUGCCCACUAAGCAAGAGACUAAUGAGCAGCAACGUAUGGAAAUAUUUUGUUAAAUCACCAAAAUCAAGCCCAUCAAGUAAAAUAGGAGGGCAGUGCAAACUAUGUUUUCAACAUGUAAAAACGUCAGGAAACAGUACCAAUUUAAUAAACCAUCUUAAGAGAAAACAUCCGGACAUUGACAUUCUUAAGAGUAACGAAACCUUAGAGACUGAAUUGACUGAAAAGCGUAAGAAACCGCAACUGGAUGAAGACAACAGUUCUGUGGAACAUGACACAAACGUAGAUAAACUAAAACUGACUGAUCCAUGCACUCCAAAUAAGUCAUUGUCGACAGCAUCCACGAUUACGUUACGAGGUACACCUGAUGGUUCCAGUUAUUUAACUAGUUGCAACAUUAUGGGGGGUGUAAAAGCAGCUAAAAUUACCAACGCCAUUGUGUAUAUGAUAGUUAAAGAUAACUAUCCAUUAAUGACUACCGAAAAAGCUGGCUUUCAAUAUUUAAUGAACAUUACUGUACCCUUCUAUAAAGUUCCUGGUCGUAGGGCAAUAACCACACUAAUAAAUGAAAAAUACGAUGUUUUGUCAGACGUGUGGACGGAAAUGCUCACCACAACCAGUUUUUUAGGCGUUACUGUGCACUUUUAUAUGAAUCAUGCUUUACAUUCCAUACACAUUGGAGUGACUGAGUUACAGUGCAGUCAUACAGCAUAUAACUUGACAGAAUAUUUAAUAAGAAUUUGUGAUGAAUGGAAAAUUGAUUUAUCAAAGGUGUCGGCGGUCGUAACGGAUAAUGGUGCUAACAUUGUUAAAGCAGUUACUGACUUAUUUGGUAAGAACAAACAUCUCCCUUGCUUUGCUCAUACGAUCAACCUAGUAGUCACGAAAUCUCUUGGUGAAGAACCGCUUAAAAACAUAAUUGAAGCAGUUAAAUCAAUAAUUACAUUUUUUAAACAAAGCGUUACAGCUAAUGACGACUUUAAGAAGAUGCAGCCUGCAGAUAAGUUUCUCAAAUUAAUUCAGUCGGUCCCUACGCGUUGGAAUUCCAUAUAUUAUAUGAUAGAAAGGUUUAUUAAUGUCAAAGAUUAUGUAGCACCGGUUCUGCUAAGACAUAGAAAAGCUCCUAGAAUAGUGUCUGCUGAAGAAAUAGAUAUUCUAAAAGAACUGAUUAUAUUGCUUCAACCAUUUGAAGAAGUUACCAAAGAAAUAUCAGGUCAGGGAUAUGUAACCAGUAGCAAAGUAAUUCCGAUGGUUAACUGUGUUUUAAAAAAGCUGAAUACUUUAUUACCAAUGACUUCAGAAGGAAUUUUACUGAAACACAACAUUAUUAAGGAAAUGGAAAAGCGAUUUAGUAAAAUUGAAGAAGUGAAACUGCUGGCAAUAUCGACAAUUUUAGAUCCUCGUUUUAAAAAAAUUCAUUUUGACAAACCCACAGCUUGUGCUCAAGCUACUUCUGAUAUAAAUAAAUGCUUGUUUGAAGAUAAUGGUCAUGAAACGGAGACACACUUACCACAAAAGAUAAAGAAUACUGAGUCACCGAGUAUUUGGAUCUUUCAUGAACAAUUAAUUCAGCAAAAUGAGAUUCCACACAGUUCAAGGUCAUCAUUGGAGAAUAACUUCAAAUAUUACCUAACUCAGCCUGUUGUGCCCUUUAACAAUGACCCGUUUCAAUUUUGGGAAAACUACGCAAACAUAACAAAACGAUUGUACCAUCAGAAAGACUGUUCUCACUGGCUGGGCUGA